AAGGGGUAACGACGCUCGUCGCGGCCGAGUCGUCCGAUGGGCGCACGGCAGGACACCAUGGCCAAUUCGGAAGAGGAAGGAGACCCUUCUCCGCCGGCGAAGAGACAAAGGACCGACGACAGCGACGCGUCUGAAAGGGCGGGACAAGCGGCUCAAUCUGGCUCGUCGGAACAGAAACCGCCCGACAUCGAUGAGAGCCUUUACUCUAGACAGCUCUACGUGCUGGGGCACGAUGCCAUGAUCCGCAUGGCCCAAUCAGACGUGCUCAUUUCGGGAAUGGGCGGCCUGGGCGUGGAGAUUGCCAAGAACAUCAUCCUGGGUGGCGUCAGGUCCGUCACCAUUCAUGACGAGGCCUUGUGCACCAUGGCGGACCUCUCUUCUCAGUACUACCUAAGUGAACAAACGGUGGGCCACAACCGGGCAGACGCUUGCCAAGUUUUACUGGGGCGGCUGAACCAGUACGUGCAGGUGAAACUCCACACGAAACCACUAACCGAGAAGUUCCUGAAGCAGUUCACGGUGGUGGUGCUGACAGAGACCCCACUGGAAACGCAGCAGUCCAUCGCGGCCUUCACCCAUGAGAACAACAUCCCUCUCAUCGUCGCCGAUACCAGAGGCCUUGCUGGGCAGAUAUUUUGCGACUUCGGCGACAAGUUCCGCGUACGUGAUACCAACGGAGAGCAGCCGCGGUCAGUUAUGAUUCAAUCCAUCAGCAAGGAUAAGGAAGGAGAGGUCAAGACUCUGGGCAGAGUACGGCAUGAUUUCGAAGACGGUGAUUACGUCACGUUUUCUGAGGUCAGGGGCACGCCGGAGAUCAAUAACUGUCCGCCCAUGGAGGUAAAGGUGUCAUGUGAACAUACGUUCUCCGUGAAACUUGCGACGAAGUUCGGGGAAUACGCUAUAGGAGGCGUUGCAACCGAGGUUAAGAUGCCGAAGGAUAUCAAGUUUAAACCCUUGAAGGAAUCCCUGGUGAACCCAGAUUUUGUCGCAUCUGCCUCGGCGACCGCACAUCAUCCUGCGCAGCUGCAUUUGGGGUUUCAGGCUCUACACGCCUUUCAGAAGUUGCAUUCGCGACUCCCGCGUCCUUGGAACAAGGACGACGCAGCGGUGGUAGUCGAGCUCGCGAAGGAGAAGAAUGCAUUGCAGGCCACCCCAUUGGACGAGGUGGACGAGAAGCUUCUCACGACGCUCUCUUGCGUGUCAGCAGGUUCCCUGUGUCCCGUGCAAGCUGUCAUCGGCAGCAUUGCUGCACAGGAAGUCAUGAAGGCGUGCAGUGGCAAGUUCACUCCGAUCCAGCAGUGGUUUUACUUCGACGCUUUCGAGUGCCUCCCACAGACGGGCGAAGUUCCGGAGGCGGAUGCCAUUGCCAUGGAGCAGACGCGGUACGCCGCGCAGGCUCGUGUGCUCGGUACUCGAGUUCAAAGCCUGCUGAUGGCCCAGAACUAUUUCGUGGUCGGCGCCGGGGCCAUUGGCUGCGAGCUACUCAAGAACUUCGCCAUGAUGGGUGUUGGGGUGGCCAAAGGCUGCAUUCACAUCGCGGACAUGGACGUCAUCGAGAGGUCCAAUCUCAACAGGCAGUUCCUAUUUCGGUCCGAGGACAUCGGUCGCAUGAAGUCAGCCACCGCCGCGGAAGCUGUCGUCCAAAUGAAUCCAGAACUCAACAUCACGGUUCACGUGGACAGGGUCGGCCCAGAAAUGGAGAGCGUCUACAAUGACGACUUCUUCGAAUCCCUGGACGGCGUGGCCAACGCACUUGACAACCUGGACGGGCGCCUGUACAUGGACCAGCGGUGCGUGUGGCACUGCAAACCGUUGCUCGAGUCGGGCACCAUGGGCACAAAGGGCAACGUUCAGGUGGUGGUCCCGCACCUGACCGAGUCCUACUCGUGCUCCCAGGACCCGCCCGAGACGUCCGUGCCCGUGUGCACCAUCAAGAACUUUCCCAACGCAAUCGAGCACACGCUUCAGUGGGCACGUGAUGAGUUCGAAGGACUCUUCAGGAUGAGUGCUGUGAAUGCCGUCGAGUAUUUGAGAGAUCCCAAUUUUCUGCCCGAGGAGCUGCGGACGUCGCAACUCAGCCAAAAGGUCGUCUUGCUGGAAGAACUCAAGUGCAUUCUGGUGGACGAGCGGCCGAGGGUUUUCGACGAAUGCGUUGAUUUCGCGAGGCUGCGCUUUCAAGAGCAGUACAACACCCGAAUCAAACAGCUGCUCCAAGCCUAUCCCGAGGAAAAGCUCACCCCUUCGGGAAUGCCGUUCUGGUCUGGCCGCAAGCGCUGCCCCCAUCCGAUUGAGUUUGACCCUAACAACACGCUGCACAUGGACUACAUCGUAGCUGCGGCCAAUCUGCGGGCAACCAUGUUCGGUAUUCCCCACAACACGGACCGCGACGCGAUUGCCCAGAUUCUCGAAGAAGUCGACGUUCCGGCCUACGAUCCUCAAAAAAACACUCAAGUAGCCGCCAACUCGAACGAGCCCGUGGUCGCGCCACCUGACGACAAUGAGCUCCUGGACAAGCUGCUGGAAGAGCUCCCCGAUCCAGAGGAUCUCGAUGACCUCACCCUAACGGCGCUCGAGUUCGAGAAGGACGACGACGCCAACUUCCACAUGGACUUCAUCGUGGCGGCCUCGAACCUGCGCGCCGCAAACUACGACAUUCAGCCGGCCGACCGACUCAAGAGCAAGCUCAUCGCGGGCAAGAUCACCCCGGCCAUCGCCACCACCACGUCGCUCGUCGCGGGCCUCGCCUGUCUCGAACUUUACAAGCUGGUUCAAGGUCACGACAGACUGGAGCUGUACAAGAACAGUUUCGUCAACUUGGCACUGCCCUUCGUCGGUUUCUCAGAACCCAUUCCAGCUGCUAAGAAAAAGUUUCGCAAUCGUGAGUUCACCUUCUGGGACUGCCUCGAAAUUCAGGGGGAGUUGACUCUUGUGGAGUUUCUUGAUCAUUUCAGACGCGAGCUCCAAAUCGAAAUAGUCUACCUGUCGGAAGGAGCCCGCAUGCUAUACGACGCUUACGCGCCCCCGCCGCGGAGUCGCCUGAACCUGGCCGUAAGCAAAAUUCUGGAGGACGUGUCCAAGACGGAGAUCGACAGCAGCAAGCGCGCCCUGAUGCUGCAGCUGAUGGGUCGGGACGUCAACAGCGGCGAGGAAGUCGAACUACCCGACGUGCGAUACGUGCUGAGCAAAUGACAGCGCCACCUGCCCGCCUAUGCUAAAAUGAAUAUUCACGGAACAGCAAGACUGCUUCCGCCCUACCAGCCUCCAGCCAUGCAGUGAAACAAGCGAUACGCCCCUACAACGUCAUACAUGCUCGUCAUACUGCCAACUCACAGUCAACCCCCUAAACUUCAUUUUUAAAAUUAUGCAAAUCACAGCACUAACAUCUGAGCUUGUUGACUUCGUUUCUUCAGCGCAUGGUAUAGAAUCAGUACGUUGGUUUCUUGGUCUUAGAUAAGAGGACCGUCCAAGAUAAAUUAUCAACCACGAAACAUUGAUGUAAGGAACGCGCCGAGCAAAUUGCAUAUUACAAUAGCGUGCGAAUGAAAACUCACAGCAGGCCAGACAUUGUCGCUUUCCACUUCUGGCUGCAUGCUACGCAUUCUUGAUGCCUUCAGCAAGGCGGCACAGGUCCAGCUUCGCUUUCGUCUUUUGGUUUCCCAUCCCUGCUGUUGUGUAAAAAAGUCUACGGAAUGCGUAUGUUACCACCUGAGAGAGAUGUAAUGCGAUAGCAUUUGAAGCA
Molecule: messenger RNA, 3739 nt
Organism: Dermacentor silvarum
Lineage: Eukaryota; Metazoa; Arthropoda; Arachnida; Ixodida; Ixodidae
Product: ubiquitin-like modifier-activating enzyme 1
Exons: 26
Coding region: 37-3189 (1050 amino acids)
Biological process (GO): protein sumoylation
Cellular component (GO): SUMO activating enzyme complex; cytoplasm
Molecular function (GO): SUMO activating enzyme activity
Source: RefSeq, a predicted model, not a curated record